Messenger RNA from Microdochium trichocladiopsis, 1910 nucleotides. RefSeq lists its product as uncharacterized. NCBI's taxonomy places the organism in Eukaryota, Fungi, Ascomycota, Sordariomycetes, Xylariales, Microdochiaceae. The record is from RefSeq and is a predicted model, not a curated record. The coding region runs from base 105 to 1910 and encodes 601 amino acids. The transcript has 2 exons.
CUCAACACGUAUAAAGAGGCCCGGAUGCAACGUCGUCCUCUGCAGUCCAUGUCGAUCUCUCCAUCCUGGCACGUCCCCGUCUUGUGUCAUCUCUGCUCGUCGCCAUGUUUCCUCGUCGCAUCUUGGGCCUUGCGCUGCUCGCGGUCUCAGCGACCGCCUCGCCCCUCAACCCGCGCCAGGAUGCACCAGCAGCGCUCGACUGGGAGUCUCUGGCGGUCCUGACCAAGGCCGCCGAUGCCACGGUCCAGUCCAUCAUCAAGGGCAAGGACGACAUCUUUGCGGGCGAGCCGCGCGGAGUCGCUCACGCCGUCCGCCAGCUCAUGGCCCCCUUCGUCUGGCCUAACUCGACCUACUACCACGACGAGAGCAUCUUGCCAUUGGUUGACGAGAUGCUCGACGCCCUCGUCCGCUUGCAGUUUGACGACGGCUUGUACUCGGUUGGCAACCGCCACUCGCCUCCCGAUACCGGCUUCCUCAUCGACGAUUACAGCAUCCUCGUCCGCAUCCUCGAGAAGGACGACCACGCCGGGUCUCAGGGCCGCGCGAAUAUCAUCCGCAAGAUGCUCGAGAAGGCAGCACCCGGCAUGUGGGGUGGCAUUCAUACGCCUAACCAUCGCUGGAAGCUCUGUGGUGCCCUUGCUCACAUUUCCAAGAUCACCGGCAACGAGACGCACGUCCGCCGCAUCGACCAGUGGCUCGCCGAGAAGAUCGACAUCGACGCCGACGGCAUCUACAGCGAGCGCAGUCCCAUCUACUACGGAGCUGUAACCAAUCCCGGCCUUAUCAGUGUCGCCCACGAGCUCGGUCGCCCAGAGCUGCGCUCCUACGUCCGCCGCAACCUCGAGCUCAUCAUCGAGCACGCCUCGCAUAUUGGCGAGAUCGAGACGAUCAUCAGCAGGCGCCAGGACCAGAGACAGUCUCCCGGCGUCAACCUGCCCGAUUCGUACCCGCACUUUCGCGAGAUGGCCCUCGAGGACAAGAACGGCCGUUUCGCCGCCAUGGCCCGCCUGACCGAGAAGCUCGCCCCCUCGAAGCUCGGCGACUACCUCGCCAACCUCAUCGAGCGCCCCGAGCUCGCCGCUGUCCUCCCGGCCUCCGAGGAGCCAUUUGUUGACUUCGACAAGCACUACAACACGGUCCGCCUCGUCCGGGCUCGCAAGGGCAAGCUCACGACCUCCGUCUUCGGCGGCACCGACUGGUACACGGCCGAUGGCGAGCAGUCGCCCUUCUUCAACCGCUUCGGCUCCGGCCUGUCGACUAACCCGACCAUCUUCCGCGCCUGGAACGGCGAGGCUGUGCUCGACGCCAUCCGCAUGCUGCCCAACUUCUUCACCAUGGGCCACUUCCGCUCCAGCGGCCUGCAAUAUGACAAAGAGACAGGCGUCACGAAGCUCGGCAACGUCUUCGAGGUGCCCUACUUCCUGCCCAUGGAGCCCGAGCACCUCCAAGCCGACGGCGUCUACGACUUGUCCCGCGCGACUCCCGACGGCCGCUUCUACGCGAUGCUCGACUUUGAAAACCGACCCAAGAGCCUGCGUCGCCUCCAGACCGAUGUGACCGUCAGCCCCACCACGGCCGGCUACGAUCUCGAAUUCGAGGUGACUGGCGAGGAGGAUGUUGAGGUCAUGUUUGAGCUCACCUUCCGCACCAACGGCACCUUCACGAACGGCACCACCACCACCACCACCGGCUCCUCGUACGAAACCUUCCACCUCGUUAACGGCACUGGCACGUACACAUUCGGCAAGGACUCGAUCACUUUCGGAUCGGGUCUGGGCAAGGGCGUCAUCCUCGGUGGCGCCGGCGAGCAGUACUCGUGGAUGAACGGCAAGCUCGAGCUUGUAGGCGAUCAAGUCUUGAUCACAGGCAAGACGCCGCUCAAGUACACCCUGUCUCUGGGAUUCCAUUGA